Leptosomus discolor (cuckoo roller) is the source of this 462-nucleotide messenger RNA. NCBI's taxonomy places the organism in Eukaryota, Metazoa, Chordata, Aves, Leptosomiformes, Leptosomidae. The record is from RefSeq and is a predicted model, not a curated record.
UUUGCUCAUGUUGGAAGAUGCCAGAGUCAACCUGAGUCAGCGACAAGCGCUACCCUGAAACAGGUCCAGGACGCAGGAGCAGCUCAACAUCUCGAGGAUAGAUUGCCGCCAGCCUACAGAGCUCGGGAGCAGAGAGCGGUGAACACCAAUUUCCCAUUUUCUUCUCAUGACAACAGACACUGUCUACAGAAUGUAGGAGAGUAUUUUGAUUUGGGUAUGGGCCGGAGGAAGGUGGAACCAGAGAGACGGCAGCAGAACUCACAGAACUUCUUCCUGUGGGCUCAUGAGUCAGUUCCUAGCAGCAAGGGUGGCUUAACCAUUUAUCAGACAUCAUUUGUGAAAAUUCAAAAUACUGAGGGCCCGUUUUGUAGGCGAUAUCCAAAACACCACCCAGAAAAGCGUCGCCCUUGCAAACCCGUUCCUGAGAAUGAAAACAGCCUGCAGCCAAACGAGUCAUCUUAA